Molecule: messenger RNA, 1107 nt
Organism: Diabrotica balteata
Lineage: Eukaryota; Metazoa; Arthropoda; Insecta; Coleoptera; Chrysomelidae
Source: the annotation of a GenBank genome assembly
AUGUCUAGUUCGAUUUCUCUGUCUACGUCAGUGAAUAUAGCGACGACGACGACGUCGAAAGUCGGCAUCGCGACGCCUUCGUUAGUGACAACGGCUGCUUCGCACAUUUUGCAAAGUGUUGCUUCGAGCACAAACGGCAAAGAAUUGGACAAAAGUGAAAUUAACGAUGCCGUUACCAAAGUGUUGCAAGGCUACGACUGGACCCUGGUGCCUAUUGCUUCCAAAGCCGCUUCUGAUAAAAGAAAACUCCACGUCAAGAGACCCAUGAAUGCUUUUAUGGUAUGGGCUCAAGCGGCUAGGCGAAAACUUGCAGACCAAUAUCCACAACUUCACAACGCUGAAUUAUCGAAAACUUUGGGCAAACUUUGGAGAUUACUUAGCGAUAGCGAUAAGAAACCGUUCAUCGAAGAAGCAGACCGACUUCGAGUAAUACACAAACGCGAACAUCCCGAUUACAAAUACCAACCACGCAGACGAAAACAGAACAAAGCUUCUCCGGAAUCAAUUCAUAUAUCCCACCAACAAAGCAUUACCUACCAUCAUCGUCCGAUGAAACAAGAAGACUCGCCUUGUAGUCCAAGAAGCCGCAGCUCCACUUCUCCGUCUACUUGUUCGUCUCAACCCAAUAGUCCGCUGAUAUCUUCCCAGUUACUUAAGUCGUGUGAGCCGCACAGUUUUGAUCUAGAUAGCUACCCAAGAAUUCCAGAAAUAGACAACAGUUAUGGGCCUGAUGAAGGCUUUGACAGUAGCGACUUUGACCAGUAUCUCCCCAGCGAGACCUACCAGCAGUUUCACAAAGAUGACUCGAACAAUAAUUACAAAAACAAGAGAUUGUGCACAGAGAGCUUGAAUAACCCCAACGACGCCUUUAACAGGUACCAUGAAUUGCAGCCGACUACAGUCGUGAAAACAGAAAAAUACUUGGAGUCAAGUACCUCCGCCAUGUAUCCUUAUCCAUCACCCUCUGCCGGUUACUAUACAAACAACGCUCAGUAUUUACCUUCUUAUCAAUAUUUGCCACAAAGGCCUAUGUUUGGCGGUUCGUCUACGGUUGCAGGUUUUCCCAACGAGGGGCCCAGCGAAGCUUGGGGACCUUACAGUGUGUGA